Boleophthalmus pectinirostris (great blue-spotted mudskipper) is the source of this 2016-nucleotide messenger RNA. RefSeq names its product paired box 8 (gene pax8). Gene Ontology annotation, molecular function: DNA-binding transcription factor activity, RNA polymerase II-specific; RNA polymerase II cis-regulatory region sequence-specific DNA binding. The record is from RefSeq and is a predicted model, not a curated record. NCBI's taxonomy places the organism in Eukaryota, Metazoa, Chordata, Actinopteri, Gobiiformes, Gobiidae. The transcript has 12 exons. The coding region runs from base 213 to 1595 and encodes 460 amino acids. Gene Ontology annotation, biological process: anatomical structure development; regulation of transcription by RNA polymerase II.
CAGCGACAGAGGAGCUCUGACAAGGCGAGCUGGCUUCGAAUUUUGGAUAAUACCUGAACAUCUGCGGGACGAGCGGGUCUUUGUGGCUUUGUCUUCUAAAAGCAGGUUUUGGUGUCAGUGUUCUCCGGGGGAAACACAUGCAAACACAAGACUUGUAGAGUAUUGGAAAAGACGCACUCUUUCCACACGUGGACCACGGGCAACUCAGGGAAAUGUCUGGCAACACUGGAAGAGGUCAUGGGGGUCUUAACCAACUAGGCGGAAUGUUUGUAAAUGGACGUCCACUUCCGGAGGUUAUCCGGCAACGCAUAGUGGAUAUGGCCCACCAGGGAGUACGGCCCUGUGACAUCUCCCGCCAGCUCCGGGUCAGCCAUGGCUGUGUCAGUAAAAUCCUUGGACGCUACUACGAAACCGGUAGCAUUAAACCUGGUGUGAUUGGUGGCUCAAAGCCCAAGGUGGCCACUCCAAAGGUUGUGGACAAGAUUGCAGAGUACAAGAGACAGAAUCCGACUAUGUUUGCCUGGGAGAUUCGAGACCGCCUGCUGGCUGAAGGCGUGUGUGACAGUGACACUGUGCCCAGUGUGAGCUCCAUAAACAGAAUAAUUCGCACCAAGGUCCAGCAACCAUUUAACCUGCCUCUGGAUGGAAAAGGCCUGAGCCCAGGUCAAACAUUAAUCCCGAGUUCAGCAGUUACCCCUCCUGAAUCUCCACAGUCGGACUCUUUGGGCUCCACCUACUCCAUCAAUGGCUUAUUGGGUAUUCCCCAGACUGGUACAGAGGGCAAGAGGAGCCACGAUGACAGUGAUCAGGAGAGUUGUCGGCACAGUGUAGACUCUCAGGGUAGCGGGGGCAUCCCUAGAAAACAAAUGAGACUGGACCAUUUCACAGCAGCAUCGCAACACUUGGACUGUGGCUUUGACCGGCACCACUACCCAACGGACGCCUUCAACUCACCAUCAAGUAGCAAGACAGAACAAACUUUGUAUCCGCUGACACUUAUCAAUGGUACUUUAGAGGAGGCAAAGAACAGCCUGUCAACAUCCAGCACAGCUCUUGGUCGCAAUCUGGCAGGGCAUCAGGGAUACACAGUGGUGACAGACUCUGUACAGCCACUGCCGCUCUGCCUAAAACAAGAGAUGUCUCCAGAAGUGACAAGCACCUGCCCCUCCCCUCACAUGACACCAUCCAACCUGGCCUAUGUAGAGCUCCAGGCUCUGCAAAAACCCGUCUCUGUCAGCAGCUGCAGCAGUUCCAACCAUUUCCCCAAUGCCAUCAGCUCCUUCUCCCAUCAUGCACCUGUGUACGGCCAGUUCAGCAGCCAGUCUAUCAUCUCAGGGCGUGACAUGGUGAGCUCCACAUUGCCAGGCUACCCACCCCACAUCCCAUCUCCAGCACAGUCGGGAUACUCUUCUUCUGCCAUCACAAGCAUGGUAGCGGGUGCUGACUACUCGGGCCAGUCCUAUAGCCAUUCUCCAUAUACCUCCUAUAGUGAGGCCUGGAGAUUUACCAACUCUGGCAUACUGGGUUCGCCUUAUUAUUACAGCUCGGCAUCACGCACAGCCCCUCCGUCCACAGCUGCCUAUGACCAUCUUUAGCCUGACUUUGUGCCAAUUAGCCUAAAAUACAAAGGACUCAAACCUGGAACAUUUGGCAUGUGACAGGACCAAGGAUGUAAAGCUGCUGAGGAAAUAGCCACUGCAUUUCUAUGUCUGGUUAUUUGUUGACAUAAAUCUCAUCUAUGUUAAAGUAUUUGAGUAUAUUUAUUAUAGGCUACUGUUGAGUAUGGUGUUGCCAUACAGUCUAUGGUGGUUACAUGCAAACUCAGUUUUUCGUAAUACGACCAAAGAAUUUUAUUGCCAGUUUGCCACACACUGUCGGAUUCUAAAAAUAUGCAAGAACUUUAUAUUAAACUAUGCCUACAUUUGUUUACAUUCAUAUUUUUGUUAUUUGGCAAUUGUCGUCAUUUUCUAUGGUUUACAGUCUCCAUAAUAUUAAUAAAAUACGGUGUUCACCAAA